Molecule: messenger RNA, 1046 nt
Organism: Cucurbitaria berberidis CBS 394.84
Lineage: Eukaryota; Fungi; Ascomycota; Dothideomycetes; Pleosporales; Cucurbitariaceae
Exons: 2
Coding region: 111-875 (254 amino acids)
Source: RefSeq, a predicted model, not a curated record
CAUCGAGGCUCUUCCUUGCCCGGCAAGCCCCAUUACCCCUCACCAGCUAUUAAACCCAGCCAUGGCCCUAUGUUCUCCUUGCACGAUCGGAGCGUCGCCAGCAUGUAGAGAUGCCGCCGAAUUACACGCCUUGGACAUGGUCGCCCCCUCAUGGACGCCAUUAUUCGUAUCAAAUUACGGACGAUGGCGCAAUAAUUAACACCUUUUGGUCAGGGCCAGUAGCUCCUGCAGCUCCAGUAGCACCUUCGUCAAUUGAUGCAACAGUUACUGCUCCAACCAGUAGCACGCCACGAUACUCCCAACAGCCAUCGGUUGUCGUGCCGACAAAUCGAUCCAUACCUGGAGGUUCAUACCCCAGCGAGAUAUAUACCUUGAACCCUAAACCUACCGAGGUCAUACGAGUUGAGGACGAUGAGAGCAAUGCCGAGGAUGGAAACAAGGUAGAAGAAGACGAAAAAGAGGAGCCAAGGAUCGAUUCCCCCCAUGAGGCUCCAUACAAGUCAUCGAACACACUGGUCCCGCGGCCGGCCUCCAACACCAGCCAUACUCAGCAGUACGCAAAUACGGUUGUCUAUGGCUCAACACAAUGCAGCCCAUAUAGGAACACAAGUUACGAGCCUUCCCUAGGAUACCAACUUGUCAACCCGUAUACCCUUCCAGUGAAUGCUCAAACCUUCAGACCCACCAUAGCCUCUCUCCCACUGGAUGUACAGGCCGACAUAGGCUACAAAGACCGACGAUUCAUUCAAACAAGUACUGAUCAGAAUGAUUUGGAACAGCUAGACACUCGUUAUCGAAGAGUUGCAAGGCCACAUCAUCCGUACUUCUUCAUCCCAGGUCGUGUAAGUCCAUCUGAUUCGUUUGAAAUAGGUUAGGUUACAAAAAUGAUCUACGUUUCUUCUUACUAAUAUUUUAUCAGGUGUUCAAAAUGCUCUGGACAGAGCCUGCAGGUCAGGCCAAUCCUGGACGAACACGAAACUCUACACACUUCAGUAUGGUGUGGUGUGGCGAGCAAGCGUUUAGUGAGAUACGACGCUUUGUCGUCG